Molecule: messenger RNA, 1030 nt
Organism: Canariomyces notabilis
Lineage: Eukaryota; Fungi; Ascomycota; Sordariomycetes; Sordariales; Chaetomiaceae
Product: DUF1783-domain-containing protein
Exons: 3
Coding region: 365-1030 (221 amino acids)
Biological process (GO): mitochondrial respiratory chain complex IV assembly
Cellular component (GO): mitochondrial inner membrane
Source: RefSeq, a predicted model, not a curated record
GUUGUACAGUACUGUCAGCAUGAACUUUUCAACAGCCCUUUCUAUAGGCACCUCGUUUGCAACUCAUCCGUUGCUGUCGAAGCGGUGAAGACGGGGCGGCGACACCAUUGACGCCAUGACGAGGCUGAUGUAUCUGUGCAUCCUGAUGGAAUGGGAAACCCAAGUAAGUAAUCGUGGAGGAGGAGGAUUUAGGGUUUACUAUUCUUAGCCAAGCCUUAGGAAUCAGUAAGGUAAGCUGAGCCUGUACACCCUGCGUCAGACAUAUGGGAGCGCAAAUGGUAUAUUCGAGGCAAGAGAUGUUGGUUGGAGACAAGAGACAAUAAGGCGACACGUGGCGUUCGACGCCUCUGAAGACAAGAAAAGAAUGGAAGUCAAAGAGCAGGCGAAGCCGCGAAGAGGUGGAGGCGCAGGCACGACUGGAGAGAAUGCCGAUGCGGUGAUAACCACGCCAAGGCCCUGGUUUGUCGAUAAGAUAAGACGAACCCUUGUAAAGGCGCCCAAGCCCGGCGAUGCUCCGUUCCUGGAGCGCAGGCCCGACCGGGAGCUGCCCACCAUUGAAUCCAUCACGUUCCGCUGGUCCCGCACGCUGCCCCUCUUUGCCGCCGUGAUCGCCGUCGCCUCAGUGGCCAUCUUCAACUACCAGAAGCUGUCCAGUCCCGUCACGGAGGCGACGCUGUACGCGCUGCGCACGUCGGACAAGGCGCGCGCCCACCUGGGCGACGAGAUCUAUUUUGCCCAGCAGAUACCCUGGAUCUCGGGCGAGAUGAACCAGGUGCGAGGCCGCAUCAACAUCAGCUUCCGCGUCAAGGGGACCCGCGCCGGUGGCGUCAUGCGCUUCGCCAGCUACCGGCCCUCACCCCGGGGCCUGUUUGAGACAACCGAGUGGAGCUUGACGACGGACGAUGGCAAGGUGAUCGAUCUGCUCGAGGACGGCGACCCGUUCAAGGCGAUGGUGGGCGGGCCCAGCCUGGAUGACGAAGAAGAGGUUACGACGAGGGGUUUUAGAGGGAAAGAAGUGAAGAAAGUAUAA